This is a messenger RNA of Morone saxatilis (striped sea-bass), 923 nucleotides long. RefSeq names its product DCN1, defective in cullin neddylation 1, domain containing 5 (S. cerevisiae) (gene dcun1d5). The record is from RefSeq and is a predicted model, not a curated record. Lineage: Eukaryota; Metazoa; Chordata; Actinopteri; Moronidae. Gene Ontology annotation, cellular component: ubiquitin ligase complex. Gene Ontology annotation, molecular function: cullin family protein binding; ubiquitin-like protein binding; ubiquitin conjugating enzyme binding. Gene Ontology annotation, biological process: protein neddylation; positive regulation of ubiquitin-protein transferase activity.
AUUAUCAUGUUAGUCUUAGCCUGGCAUCUAGAAGCAGCAAAUAUGGGGUUCUUCACAAAAGACGAGUGGCUCAGGGGAAUGACGUUAUUACAGUGUGACUGCACAGAGCGGUUACAGAGCAAACUGGAUUACCUGCGCAAUGAGCUGAAUGACACUGUAGCCUUCAAAAACAUCUACAGAUAUGCUUUUGACUUCGCCAGAGAUAAGGACCAGAGGAGUUUGGAUAUGGAUACAGCUAAAUCCAUGCUGGCCUUGCUGCUGGGGAGAACAUGGCCUCUCUUCCCAGUCUUCCACCAGUUCCUGGAGCAGUCCAAGUACAAGGGGAUGAAUAAGGACCAGUGGUAUAACGUUCUGGAGUUCAGCAGGACCAUCAACACAGACCUCAGUAACUAUGAUGAAGACGGAGCUUGGCCAGUGCUGCUAGACGAGUUUGUGGAAUGGCAGAAAACUUGGUCGUCAUCGUAGCAGACGACGUCGCAACACCAAAAAGGAGAAAGAGGGAGAGAAAACAAAACCCACAAACACAGGAAGAAUCUCUUUAUCGUUUCAGAAAAAAGGAAAACUGCAGAUCUAACCAACACCUUGAUAGACUCAAACCAUUGUCACACACAAACCCAAACCUAUAUGGACUACAGAAUCAUCCAUGUGGACUCUGGGUACACACACAUCCCAUCAGAGAUCGUCUCUGUGCAUCGUCAGCCAACUGUGGUCAAGAAGCCUUUCUCUCACUGAGUAGACUUUUUAUAGUGGUAAUUUGGAGAAAAGGAAAUGUGGGGGGAAGUUCUUAAAAUAAGAAUACAAACAAAAAAAAUGAACUGAGAGAGAAGAGCUGUGGAAUUUACGUUUUCUGGAUAAUUAUUUUUUUUCCCAAUUUUUGUCUUGUUUGUAGAUGUUUUCACAGUAAUAAAAAGGAAAUGAAAGUA